Messenger RNA from Anguilla rostrata (American eel), 3715 nucleotides. Its product is annotated as BMP/retinoic acid-inducible neural-specific protein 3-like. Lineage: Eukaryota; Metazoa; Chordata; Actinopteri; Anguilliformes; Anguillidae. The transcript has 8 exons. The coding region runs from base 616 to 2904 and encodes 762 amino acids. The record is from RefSeq and is a predicted model, not a curated record. Gene Ontology annotation, biological process: negative regulation of mitotic cell cycle; cellular response to retinoic acid; nervous system development. Gene Ontology annotation, cellular component: cytoplasm; dendrite; neuronal cell body.
AAGAGAGUACGUCAGGGAGCAGUGGUGAUGCAUUCAAUUGCUGUAAUAUGAGUUGCUUUACGAAUUACAGUUAGAGUGUAAAGGGAGAUUCAAACAAAAAUAACGUUGGUUUAUAGUUGAUUUGUGAGCACCCACUGCAGGAACACCGAGGACUGGAAAUGCAGAUAAAAUAAAUUUCUCCCUUCUCCGCGGCGCUUUUGAGGAAUCCUGUCAAGAACUUCAUCCGGAAGUCAAAUUGAUAUUCUUGAAGAAUCAGUGAUUGUCCCGCGAAAGAAAUGUUUGACUGUCUACACCUGUGCGCACGGAUGCUAUUUUCUGCGCCUUUGGAAUUCAUUGGCAUCACUCGGAAAUAAAGCCUAUUGAAGAUAUUUAUUCACAUUGAAGUCUCUGUUUCUGUACAUUUUCGCAUUACAGAAAACACAACUGUCGUUUAUUUAGUUGUUUUCACACGUAUACCCAAAUGUAUACAAUUGAUUGCAACAAGUCAGGUUAACAUUCCUUCACAGUGAUUAAAAAAAAAAAAAAAAAAACUUCAGUCAUCUGCUGGAAAUCCAAAUUUUCCAAAACCAGGACACGUGGGGAGUUUUGAAAGAAUGAAGAGUCUCGGGGUGAAGCAUGGGCUGUCGGUGUAUUGCUUUUAGACUGGCGUGUCUAAUGUUUCUAUGGGAGUGGAUAACACUAAGCCUUCACUGUUGGGUACUAGCCACUGCAUCGAGCUCCAGUGAUGCCGCUGGCCCAUUCGGUUGGCUCCUUUCGGAUAAAGGACCCUUUCAUCGCUCCCCAGAAUUCACAGAGUUCGUGGAGCGCUACCAGCAGGGCUUCACCACAAAGUAUAAGAUUUACAGAGAGUUUGGUCGUUGGAAGGUCAACAGUCUGGUGCUAGAGAGGCGGGACAACAAUGGCUUUGCCCUGCCUCUUGAUCCUGAAUUCAUGCAGAACAUCAGACUGUUGGGGAGGAGGCCUACCCUCAGAAUGAUCACAGAGAACAUCAUCAGAAAAUAUGGCACACACUUUCUGUUGUCUACUACACUGGGAGGUGAGGAAUCCUUGACUAUCUUUGUGGAUAAGAGGAGGUUGAGUAGGAGAGUGGAUAUUGGUGACUCAAACAGCACCGGUGUGACCCUAGAGACGCUGCACCAGCUGGCGGCCUCCUACUUCAUUGACAGAGAGAGCACGCUGCGUAAGCUGCACCACCUCCAGAUAGCCUCCACUGCCAUCAAGGUGACUGAAACAAGGACAGGUCCUCUUGGAUGCAGUAACUAUGACAACCUUGAUUCUGUCAGUUCUGUUCUGGUUCAGAGUCCUGAAAACAAGAUUUAUUUACAAGGAUUGCAGGUUAUUUUACCCGACUACUUGAAGAAUCGAUUUGUGGAGGCAGCCCUCAGCUAUAUUGGCUGUAACUCUGAGGGCGAGUUUGUGUGCAAGGAGAAUGACUGCUGGUGCGAGUGCAGUGUGAGAUUCCCACAUUGCAAUUGCCCUGAGGUGGAUGUCCGUGCCAUGGAGGACAAUUUAAUAAAUAUUAGAGAAGCCUGGACAGAAGCUAACCAGGAAUUUGAAGACUCUGAUGAGUUCCAAAUGUUCGUGAGACGACUACCGACAUUCUAUGCUUUGAACUCAUCUGCCAUUGAAUACUUCUGGAAGAUGGAUCCUGGUGUCCAUCAGCGAUACAGACAGCUGGAGAUCAGCACAGGUCUACUGCUUAGCAAAGCCUGGAGAAUUGUUAACAAGCUUUUCAUGCUCAGCAAGAGAUGCCACAAUCAGCCAAAAAUAAUUGUGCUGAGAGAGAGGUCUUUCAGCUACUGGCUGAAUUAUAUCCUGUCCAUCCUGUACUGCAGUGAGAAUAAUCACAUUGGAACCUAUAUAGAAGAGAUGCGAAGCUGUUCUUGCCCCUAUGAACAACCAUCCUGUCAAGCAAUCAUCCCAUGUGCAGUUGGUGAAGGCCCAUACUGUGCCUCUUGCUCCCUUGAGAACAAAACACGGUGUGCCAACUGUAACCCAGGAUACAUGCUCAGCCAAGGAACAUGCAGGUACGAGGUGCCUGAAUCUACAGAUCACUACAUCGGCUUUGAGACAGAUCUGCAAGACCUGGAGCUGAAAUACCUGCUCCAGAAACAGGAUAGCCGCAUCGCAGUACAUGCCAUCUUCAUCAGCAAUGACAUGAGGUUAAAUAAUUGGUUUGAUCCAUCUUGGCGAAAAAGGAUGUUGCUCACACUGAAGAGCAAUAAGUACAAGUCCAGCCAUGUACACAUGCUCCUGGGGAUAUCCCUUCAGAUAUGCCUCACUAAAAACAGUACAUUAGAACCACUGCUAUCAGUUUAUAUAAACCCUUUUGGCGGCAGCCAUUCUGAAAGCUGGAUCAUGCCCAUCGAUCAAAAUAGUUACCCUGAUUGGGAAAGGACAAAGUUAGAUAUACCUCUUGACUGUUACAACUGGACACUGAGUUUGGGCAACAAAUGGAAAACAUUUUUUGAGACAGUGCACUUCUACCUGAGGAGCCGUAUAAAGACCACAUCAGCCCAUGGAAACAGCACUGUCUAUUUGGAACCACUAGAGUUCAUGGACCCUUCCCAAAAUCUGGGAUACAUGAAAAUUAACAGUAUGCAGGUAUUUGGAUACAGUAUGCACUUUGACCCAGAAGCAAUUCAGGACCUGAUUCUGCAGCUGGAUUAUCCAUACACUCAGGGAUCACAGGAUUCUGCCCUUCUUCAGCUGGUAGAGAUCCGUGACCGUGUCAAUAGGCUGUCACCACCUGGUCCCCAACCCCUAGACUUGUUCUCCUGUUUGCUUCGUCAUCGGUUGAAAUUAUCCACUACCGAAGUUGUCCGAAUACUUGUGGCUUUACAGGCUUUCAGUUCCAAGCAACCAAACUCUUUGGAGUAUGAAACAACAAAAUUAUGCAGUUAAGAGAAUGUAAGCAAACCUUCAUAGAAAGGAUAAUCAUUAUACAUCAUAUGGAUCCAAUUACUAUUUAGAACAGUAUGAGAAAGUAUAUGUAAUGUUUCCACAUACAUGCAUACAGUAAUUUCUAACUGGAAGGUGUUGCCAUUAGCUAACUGUGGGAAUACACUUUCAUAUGGGACUUCAGGCAUCACAGUUGCUCCUGGGGGGUAGGGAAGUCUAUGAAUAUAUUGUUUUAUAUUGACCUGCAAAAUUGUAAAAAAAAAAUUUUAAAAAAAGAAAGAAAGAAAACAUGACGUUUCAUUGCAUUGCAAAUCAGUUCCAGACAUAUGUAUUCCUAAGUACAGAAGUCCAUAGAAUUAAAGUACAGAUAACUAAAUCAAAAUAGCUAAAUUCACAUGGACUUUUGUCUGAUAGAUUUAUUUGGUUUCACUAUUUUGUUAGCAUGCAGAAUAUUAUUGCCCUCAUUCCAUAACAACUGAUUAUAUCUUCCUGUUUCUUGUGCAGCCAGGAUCUUCUAUGAAUCUGGGGUUCUUGAGCUGUCUUUUGUCGUUUUUCUGUUAUGUAUCACCAGUAGCUUCACUGAUCAUAAUUAUUUUAUUUCCCCACUGUAUGUUUUUGUUUUAAAAUAUAAGUCCAGAAAUAUAAUUAUUCUGUAAACAUUAGGAAAUUAGGAUUGGAAAUGUUAUUGUGUGUUGAAUUUUCUGUACCCUCCUUUUUUCAAACAGGUUGUUUGUUAUAAGCUGAAAAAGCAUAAUAUGUAAAUGAUAUGUUUAAAAAUUUGUUAAAAUACUAAAUAAACAUAAUUUUUAUGUGA